Messenger RNA from Antrostomus carolinensis (chuck-will's-widow), 1669 nucleotides. RefSeq names its product cytochrome P450 2K4. Gene Ontology annotation, biological process: xenobiotic metabolic process. The coding region runs from base 164 to 1669 and encodes 501 amino acids. The transcript is spliced from 9 exons. Gene Ontology annotation, cellular component: intracellular membrane-bounded organelle; cytoplasm. Gene Ontology annotation, molecular function: iron ion binding; oxidoreductase activity, acting on paired donors, with incorporation or reduction of molecular oxygen, reduced flavin or flavoprotein as one donor, and incorporation of one atom of oxygen; heme binding. The record is from RefSeq and is a predicted model, not a curated record. NCBI's taxonomy places the organism in Eukaryota, Metazoa, Chordata, Aves, Caprimulgiformes, Caprimulgidae.
UUGGCAGGAAAAAAAAAAGGUACAUCUGGUCUAAAUGGAAGUAAACAAGAUCUCAGAGUCCUUUUCUCUGUGUAAAGCCACUUCCCCAGAAGGUGUGUUCAGGCAAUGACAGGAGGGCUAUAAAGGGACCCCAGGAUGCUGAUACCCACACUUCGAGUUAGACAUGGCCAUACAGAGUUUGCUGCAUUAUGUGGGCUCUAGCUCGCUGCUCUAUUUGGCAGCAGGGCUGCUUGCUCUCCUUUACUUUCUUAACAGCAUGAAGAAGUCGGUUUGCAGUUUGCCUCCUGGGCCACGACCUCUUCCUCUGAUUGGGAACCUGAAUGUGGUAGACCUGAAAAAGCCGUUCCAGUCACUGACAGAGCUCUCCAAGAUAUAUGGCAACGUCUUCACUGUGCAUUUUGGACCCAGGAAAGCUGUGGUACUGGCUGGAUACGAGACUAUCAAAGAUGCCCUUUUAAAUCAUGCUGAAGAAUUUGGAGAGAGGGCAGAAAUACCCAUAUUUAGGAAAAUGACACAAGGAAAUGGCUUAGCAUUCAGCCAUGGAGAGCUAUGGAAAACUAUGAGAAGAUUCACCUUGUCCACACUUCGAGAUUUUGGAAUGGGAAAGAGAACCACUGAGAUCCGAAUCUUGGAGGAAGUAAAUUCCCUUAUCAAAUAUUUUGAAUCCUACCACGGGAAACCAUUUGAUACGAAGAUGAUAAUCAACAAUGCUGUAUCCAAUGUCAUCUGCUCUAUAUUGUUUGGAGAAAGGUUUGAAUAUGAUGAUCCCGUAUUUCUAACUUUGCUGAAGCUGAUAAAUGAAAAUACUAAACUGUUGGGCUCCCCUAUGGUGCUGUUAUAUAAUUUCUACCCAUCCCUUGGAUUUCUCUCCGGAGCUUCCAGGACUGUGCUACAAAAUGUCAGUGAACUGAAUGCUUUUCUCCAGAAGCUCUUCCAGGAACACAAAGAAGAGUUUAAUGAAAAUAACUUAACAGGCUUUGUUGAUGCCUUCCUGAUGAAACAACAACAGGAGUCAAAGAAAACCCACACUGUCUUCAACAAUGGAAACCUGAUGUUUUCAACCCUUGACCUCUUUGCUGCUGGGAGUGAGACUACUUCUACAACUGUGCGCUGGGGUCUUCUCCUGAUGAUGAAAUACCCAGAAAUUCAGAGAAAGAUUCAAGAAGAAAUGAACCAUGUAAUUGAACCAGGAGAGCUGCCUAAGUUGGAGGACCGUAAAAAAAUGCCUUAUACAGAUGCAGUGAUACAUGAAAUACAAAGAUUUGCCAAUAUUGUACCAAUGGGUGUAUCACGAUCAACUCCUACCGACGUGAAUUUCCAAGGCUAUGUGAUUCCUAAGGGUACAGAGAUUAUUCCGCUGCUGACUUCUGCUCUGAAUGAUGAGUUACACUGGAAAACCCCAGAUCAGUUCAACCCUUCCCACUUCCUGGAUGCCGAUGGGAACUUCAUUAGGAGAGAGGCGUUUAUUCCAUUCUCCAUAGGACGAAGGGCUUGCCUUGGAGAAGGACUAGCCAAAAUGGAGCUGUUCCUCUUCUUUGCGGGCUUGCUGCGCAGAUUUGUUUUCCAACCCUCUCCAGGAGUGGAUAAGUCAGACCUAGAUCUCACUGCUGAUGUUGGCUUUACCUUGAACCCCAUGCCUCACCUGGUUUGUGCUGUGCCCUAUGAAUGA